AUGACUGGUGAAAUUAUUACGUUACAAGUGGGUCAAUGUGGUAAUCAAGUUGGCCGAGAGUUUUGGUCUCAAUUGGCCAAAGAACAUGGGAUUGGCAAAGAUGGAUUGAGUUUGGUGGAAGAAUCUCCUACUAUUAUUAGAGAGGAUAAUCCAUUAACUUUUUUCAAGCAAAAUGAUUCUAACAGAUAUACCCCGCGUGCCUUACUAUUUGAUUUAGAACCUAGUAUUAUCAACGAUAUAAGAAGCAACUUUCCAGGAUUUUUUAAUGAUAGGAAUGUAUGGGUUUCACAAGAUAAUCUAGGAGCUGGGAAUACGUGGUCUACAGGAUAUGAUUAUGGUACUGAAAAUCAAGACCAAUUUAUUAAUAUGAUCGAUAGAGAGAUCGAUGCUACGGAGAAUUUUGAAGGGUUUCAAUUGAUCCAUUCUGUUGCUGGUGGUACUGGGUCUGGUUUAGGAUCGAAUUUAUUAGAAUUAUUAGCCGACAGUUAUCACAAGAAACUCGUCACUACAUACUCUGUGUUCCCAAGCAAUGAAUCUGAAGUUGUUGUGCAACCAUAUAACACGAUGCUCACCCUUAGAAGAUUGAUUGAAGAUAGCGACGCUUCUGUGGUUUUUGACAACAAUGCUCUUUCAAAUAUAACAGCUAGGGUUCUAAGAGACUCCAAUAUUAGUUAUGCCCAAUCUAAUCAGGUAAUUUCUACCGUGAUGUCUUGCAUAACAAAUAGCGUACGGCUUCCGAGCUAUAUGUUUAGCUCUUUACCCAGUAUAUUUUCCACGAUCGUUCCAACUCCAUCUAUGCAUUUCCUCGUCCCAAGUUUCUCUUCUUUCACUACUGACUUUGUGCCGGAAUCUAAGAAUAUUAAGAGAAGUACUGCAUAUGAUGUUAUAUUGGAUUUAUUUGACCACAACAAUUCAAUGGUAACACACUCAUCGGAUGAACCUGUGUAUAUUGCCAUUUACGACCUUUUACAAGGUUAUAUUCAGCAAUCGGAUAUCACUAGAGCUAUUUUAAAAACACAAAAAAGAGUACAAUUCGCACCUUGGUCCAAAAGUUCCCUACAUGUUAACAUUGGUAAGAAAUCAUCCUUUAAUCAAUCUCCAAACUCGGACUAUGUAAGUGGCCUCAUGCUUUCGAAUAGCACCGCCAUUAACUCACUACUAAAAAAGACAUGCCACAGUUUUGAUACCAUAUAUAACAGAGGUGCCUUUUUGCACAAAUUUCAGAAUGGAAGAGUGUUUGAGAAUGGAUGGGAUGAAUUUAAGGAAAGCCGAGAAGUCGUUCAGUCAGUAAUAGAGGAAUAUGCAUAUGCUGCACAGGAUUCUUAUGUCGAUGACAUUCUAUUAGAUGAUAAUGUAUUAAUGGGGAAUGAUGACGCUAGCAUGAAUAUUCAAGAUGAUGAUAACAUUAUAUAA
Molecule: messenger RNA, 1413 nt
Organism: Kluyveromyces marxianus DMKU3-1042
Lineage: Eukaryota; Fungi; Ascomycota; Saccharomycetes; Saccharomycetales; Saccharomycetaceae
Gene: TUB4
Product: gamma-tubulin
Exons: 1
Coding region: 1-1413 (470 amino acids)
Biological process (GO): microtubule nucleation; meiotic spindle organization; cytoplasmic microtubule organization
Cellular component (GO): gamma-tubulin complex; spindle; cytoplasm
Molecular function (GO): GTP binding; structural constituent of cytoskeleton
Source: RefSeq, a predicted model, not a curated record